This is a messenger RNA of Linum trigynum, 735 nucleotides long. The record is from the annotation of a GenBank genome assembly. NCBI's taxonomy places the organism in Eukaryota, Viridiplantae, Streptophyta, Magnoliopsida, Malpighiales, Linaceae.
AUGUGGGCUCGUCGUUUUAUCAUCAACGGGUCGCUGGCGGCCUUAUCCUUGUCACUAAUUAUCAACAUUCCGGCCGGCGAUGCCUACAAUUUCUCAGUCGCCAACAACGCCCCGGUGAGCACCCCGGGAGGUUCCCGCUACGCCAAGGAAAUCGGCGGCAAAAACUACAGCUUGGUCGCAAUGUCGAAAGCCGCGGAUUGCGUAGUGAGCGUGUUUGGUCUGCUGGGUGAACUGAAGCCAGUCCAGAAUAUCAGCUUGAUCAUCGAGGAAGACAUUACUACAACAGGCGUCCAUAACCAAACUUGGGCCUACGUUAGCAACGCCAGCAACAUCCACGUCAGCGCAAGGUACCUCGGCGGGUACAAGGGCGCCGACGUGAAGAAGGAAUUCACGGGCAUCAUUUACCACAGCAUGGCGCGGGUGUUGCCGUGGGACGGCAAGGGUCAGGCUCCCGUCGGGCUGCUGACGGGGCUCGCCUCUUUCGUGAGGACGUACGCCGAUCUGGCUCCGGCAGAGAGCACGGUGCAGUUCGGCGACGGGGACAGGUGGGAUCAAGGUUACGAGGUGACGGCCAACUUCUUGAUUUACUGCGAAUCGUUGCGCGAAAAGUUCGUCCCCGAGCUGAAUCUGAAGAUGAAAGACGGGUACAGCAACGACUUCUUUUACCAUUUGAUCGGGAAGACGGUUGACCAGCUUUGGAAGGUUUACAAGACCGAGUUUGGACAAUCAUAUUAA